AUGUUUGAGACUCUGGAAAUACAGGAACAUUCUAACCAGGAUCAGGAGACCGCCAAUCUGGUAUUCCGUCCUGGAAGCACGCUUGAACAUGCCUUUGACAGCAAUCCACUCUAUCUUCGGACCUUACCCGACUUUCCUGUACAUGGCUCAGAUGGUCUAGAUGAAGAAUGUGCCAAGUCUCGCGUUCUGAUCCCUUUGCGGGUAUCUGGAAAGCUAUGGGGCGUCGUCGUCAGUAAAUCUGCUCCAAGCCAUGCCGCGAUCACAUUUCUCACUCGUGGUCUGUGUCGUAUUAUCGCAGAUUCAGCCUCGACAAAAUUGGAAAACAUAAAUGCUUCUCAGAUCCUAGAUGCCCAAGGACCUUUCUCACGCAACUCAAAUCUUAACAAAGAGUCUGCAGUCGCCUUUGCAGGCCCGCGAGAUUUGGUCAGAAGACUCAGAGCAGAUUUCGCCAUGUCCUUCAUCGAUGGUAUCAAGAGUCUAGUUGGUCCUGCGCGAGAGCCGCAAGAAGCGCUCGCAUUGAUCGAAUACCUCCGAUUGCGUAAACACACCAACAUUCUUAAUUCCAAUGAUUUUGUAGAGGACUUCCCAGGUCUACACUAUCGGCCAGGAUUUCAAUCUGUCAAGGGCCUAUUGUUUGUCCCACUCUCACUGGACGGAGAAGAUUUCAUCGUAUACUUCCGGGAAGCGCCCUCUAGUGGCUCUCUCGACCAAGGCGUCGACACAUGGAGCGAGGUUGACCUUCGAAACGCAGCAAUGAUGCGCGUAGUCUAUAUCAAAUUCAGCGCCAUCUGGAAAGAGAGAAACAGCGCAAUCCAAGAGAGUCAUAUGUACAAGCUUCUGGUGUCCAACUCCAGUCACGAGUUUCGAACGCUGCUUAAUGCCAUAUCAAACUACCUGGAAUUUGCGGAAGAAGGGCGGCUCAGCAUUAAGAUCCAUGAGGUCUUGAAGAGCGCCAAGAGUACGUCUCGAUCACUGUUGUUUGCUGUCACGAAGCUGCUAGAUUGUGUUGAACAAGGGUUGGGAACAUGA
Messenger RNA from Aureobasidium uvarum, 1029 nucleotides. The record is from the annotation of a GenBank genome assembly. Lineage: Eukaryota; Fungi; Ascomycota; Dothideomycetes; Dothideales; Saccotheciaceae.